Clupea harengus (Atlantic herring) is the source of this 1510-nucleotide messenger RNA. Its product is annotated as SBDS ribosome maturation factor. Gene Ontology annotation, biological process: ribosome biogenesis; cytosolic ribosome assembly. Lineage: Eukaryota; Metazoa; Chordata; Actinopteri; Clupeiformes; Clupeidae. The record is from RefSeq and is a predicted model, not a curated record.
GUUGUGAAGGAACAACAACAGAAAUUGCAUGCUACGCCAUGCACUAACGUCGCAGGCAAAGAAAACUGACAGCAUUCAACUACGAAGCAAACGUUGCCUCUGAAUAGCAUUGAGGUCUCGCUAUCGAAAAUGUCAAUAUUCACGCCAACUAACCAGAUUCGACUGACGAACGUGGCAGUCGUCAGGACGAAGAAGGGCGGAAAGCGAUUUGAAAUAGCCUGUUAUAAGAAUAAAGUCAUGAAUUGGAGAUCAGGAGCGGAGAAGGAUUUAGACGAAGUCCUACAGACACCUACGGUGUUCAUCAAUGUGUCGAAGGGCCAAGUGGCAAAAAAGGAGGAUUUGUCCAAAGCAUUUGGGACCGACGAUUUGACGGAGAUUUGCAAAGAAAUUUUAGCAAAAGGAGAACUUCAAGUGUCAGACAAGGAGCGACAUAACCAGCUCGAACAGAUGUUCAGAGACAUCGCAACGAUAGUGGCGGAGAAGUGCGUCAAUCCGGAGACCAAGCGGCCAUACACCGUCAGCCUCAUAGAGAGAGCCAUGAAGGACAUCCACUACUCGGUCAAAGCAAACAAGAGCACAAAACAGCAGGCCCUGGAGGUGAUCCGGCAGCUGAAGGAGUCCAUUCAGAUCCAGCGGGCUCACAUGCGGCUGCGCUUCGUGCUGCCCGCCAAAGACGGCAAGCGGCUCAAGGAGAAGCUCAAGCCCCUCAUCAAGGUGGUGGAGGACGAGGACUUCGAUGAACAGCUGGAGAUGGUGUGUCUGAUCGAUCCCGGUUGCUUCCGGGAGAUUGACGAACUGAUCCGCUGCGAGACCAAAGGCAAAGGCACUCUGGAGGUCCUCAGCCUCAAGGACGUAGAGGAGGGCGAGGAGAGGCUGGAAUAGCGCAUCACUUCCUGUCCCGCAGGGCUCAUUAAACUGUCCGUGAGGAGGGAGGGCUUUUUCCUAUAUAUUGUUAAGGAAAGGUAAUUUGAUUACAUCAGACAGGUGCACGUCCUGCAAGGACCACUGUGGAAUAUGCUGUUAUUUUCUGUGAAAAUUGUACAAUGCCUUUUCAAAGGGGAAAUAUUAAAUAAAAGGAAGCAAAUGUUAAGGUGUUUUUCAGUGGUCAAUACUAGCGACUGAAUACCCAGCAUGGCUUUUACAAGCCUCACGCGGAAACCCCGCUACCUGUGCCUUGCUGAAUGUCUUAUUGCGCUCCUAAGGGUGUUGGUGCAGAGGAAGCGGAUUCCAGCUAGCAUGCUAGUGAAAAACCACGGGGUAUUACAACAUAACAAUAUUGGACUGUUAGAUGACAAGUGCUGAAGAGAUUUCACACUAAAAAUUGAUUGGGUGUGUCAUUUUUGGAGCAUGUGGUAUUGUCUUGAAAGAGUCCCAGGUUGUUUAGUUAUGAGCACAUUGCCAUUUAAACAUAUUAACCGUGUAAGUGUGUCUGUAUAUUCACUAUGCAAUAUACUACAUAUACUGUACACUGUACAAUAAACACUAUUCAUUAAAACCAUAUAUGAGUGCA